UGUGUUACAUUAACAUACCCGAACUGAAAGGGACACCUCUAAUCCUAGAUUUGCACACGAACCGGAUCACCCUUCCCUUCUACAUCCGGAAUUCAUAAUUACUCUGUCUCUCAAUAUAUAAAUCAUCACAAAAUCUCUUGAAUUGUAGAAUUAAGAUUGAAGGUGAAAAGAAUGUUGAGAUCAGUGAGUACACACCGCUUGUCAUAUUCAUUACCAAACUAUAUUAUUGGAAAAGCAUCGAGCAUCAAAUUUGGAAGAGCUUCUUCUUCAUCCAACUCCGACAACAAACCACAAACAUCUAAUGAAACCGACCAAGAUAAAGAUGCCAAAUCCGGGACCAAUAAACCUUUAGAUGGAGGGUAUGCGAAGAGGUCUGAUGAACAAGGAUUUGGAGCAACGUAUGGGGGAAAUCAGUCACUCUCCAAGGAUGAUGAGGAUAAAAUUGUCCAUGGAAAUGUCCCUGGUAUCUAUUUUUCUACAUAUAUGGAAGUAUGAUAGGAGUAAAAAGAGUUCAUGAGUUGAGAUGAUCAGAUUAAUUGAAGAAGGAAGUGCACAGAGAUGAAGAGGGAAAUAGUUAGUUAGUCCCUGAUCAACACACACAGAGAUGUAUGUUUUGCACAAUUUUAAAUUAUUUUACCCCUCAAAUCAUGGUUGUGAAUGUUUUAGCUAUCUACUUAUCUUUUGUUACA
Molecule: messenger RNA, 689 nt
Organism: Salvia hispanica
Lineage: Eukaryota; Viridiplantae; Streptophyta; Magnoliopsida; Lamiales; Lamiaceae
Source: RefSeq, a predicted model, not a curated record